AUGCCCGCGGUCUUCAUGGCGCUGCUCACGGCCCACGCCGUCACGGCCUGCUACAACGAGUGCGCCGCGCUCGUGGAGUUGCGGCAGGACUUCUUCACGACGGCGCCGAAGAACGCGGACCCCGUCGCCGCGGAGCAGUCCCUGCGGAGCUGCAUGCUCGAGCGGCUGCCGCCGCACCUGCGCACGUCCGCGGCGCUCAAGCGCCACUGGGACGCGCUGCUGCCCGGCCGCGUGCACAGCGCCGUCGUCGCCGUCGACGCGCCGGACCUGACGCGGCUCGAGCGCGAGCGCGAGGCCGUCGCGCUCCACCUCGAGCGCCUGCUGCUCAAGCGGUCGCGCACGGACCGCGAGCCCCUCGUCGGCGACAGCGCCUACCCGCUCGAGCGGCUCUGCCCGGCCUGGCUGCGGCCGCGGUCCGCGUGCUGCGCGAUAUCGCCGGGCGCCGAUCUGGACGCGGCGUCCGCGAAGGAGCAGAUCAUCCCGCUGCUCCGGGGGCGGCUCGCGGGGCAGAACGCGGCCUUCGCGGACGUUCGACGACGGACGCUGGAGGACCUCGAGCGCGCCGACGCGGUGCUGAGCCGCGAGCGCGAGGACUUUCUCGCGGCGCCCGCGCCCGCGGCGCCGAGGAGCGCGCGGCGCGCGUCCGCGUCGCUCGAGAACGCGGUGUCGUCCGUGCUCUUCGGCCGGUCCGUCGACGACGCGGCGUCCGACGCGCGGCGGCUGCGGGAGGCGGUCGAGAACGACGACGUCGACGACGCGGCGGCGCCGCCGUCGCGCGCGCGCGAGUCGCUGCUCCGCGAGGGCUCGCGGCUCCGCGAGGCCGCGGGCCGCGCGGCCCGGCGCCUCACGAGUAGCGAGCGCCACUCGAGCACGGGCUUCGUGACCUUCACGGACUUCACGGCCGCGGCGCUCGCGCGCCACAUGCAGCUCGCGCCGCGGCCCCACGGCGCCGUCGCGCACCCCUUACCGCCGGACCGGCGCGACGUCAUCUGGGAGAACGUCGCCGAGUCCCUCGAGGCCGGCGAGACGCGGCGUUUAUUCGCGGAUGGGUUCGUCUACAUGAUCGCGUUGUACUGGUCGUUCUACAUCUCCAUCUGCUACGCGAUCUCGAGCUAUCGGACGCUCGUAAAGCUCGGCUUCGCGCCGCGGUCCGAGCACAUGCCGCCGAUCCAGCGCGCGGUGGUGGGCUACGUGACGACGCUGGGGCCCGUGGGCCUCGUGUCGAUCGCGCUCGCCGUCAUGCCCAUCUCGCUGGAGAACGUCGCGAAGAAGUACGAGCGGCGCAAGCUCAAGUCGUCCGCGCAGCUCUCGGUGCUCCACCGCAACUUCCUGCUCCAGAUGAUCAACCUGUGGUUCACGGUCAUCGCCGGGUCCAUCUUCGACGCGGCCAAGGAGAUCAUGGAGGAGCCGGAGACGUUCCUGCGACUACUCGGGGGCUCGAUGCCGCAGGUGUCCGUCUACUUCGUGGAGCUCAUCCUCAUCAAGACGCUCGUGGGUCUCCCGUUCGAGCUGAGCCGCGUCGCGCCCUGGCUGCGGCUCCGGGGCAUUCGGUUGGCCGCGGGCGGCGCGCUGACGCCGCGGGACCGCAAGUCCGCGCUGUUCCUGCGGCCCGAGUUCCCCUACGGCAACGUCUACACGACGACGCUCAUGGUGCUGGUCAUGGCCUUCCUCUUCGCCGUCAUCGCGCCGCUGAUCUUCCCGUUCGCCGCCUGCUUCUUCGCGGCGGCGUACCUCGUCUACAGCCACAACGCGAUGCACGUCUACGUGCCCCAAUACGAAACGGGCGGCAUCUUCUUCUUCCCGGCCAUGCGGCGCUUUCUCGGGGCCCUCGUGGCGACGCAGCUGACGCUCGUGGCCUACCUCAUGCUGAAGCGCGCCUGGGGCGCCGCGGGGCUGACCCUGCUGCUGCCGUUGGCGACGCGCUACUUCCAGACCUACGUCUUCGCGGGCUUCGAGAAGUCGUGCAACGCCGCGUCCGUCGAGAGCGCGCUGGGCCACGACCACGAGCUGCGGGAGCCCGCGGGCGCGGCGCCGGCGGCGCGGCGCAAGCGGCUGAGCGUGCUCCUGAGCGGCGGGCCCGCGUCGCCCGCGCCGGACCCGCGCGGCCGGCCGGAGACGCUGGGCGACCGCAUCGCGGCGACCUUCGACGCGUUCCUCUACCGCCAGCCCCUCUUCGACGACCUCGAGGCCGUGCCCGACGAGCCCGAGGACGUCGAGGUCGGCGUCGGCGCGGGCCUCGAGGUCGACGCGGACGCGUACGCGGACGAGGACGAGGCGGCGACGCCGACGCGCGCCCGGGCCGCCAAGGACGGCGCGGCGCCCGACGACGCCGCCGCGCCGCUCCUGGGGGGCAAGCUCCGGGGGCAGGCCGAGCCCGUCCUCUACGGCGGCACCGACGACGCCGAGCCGGACGACGUCGCCUACGUGCCGCCGCCGGCCCCGCGCGUCGUCCCGGCGCCGCCGGAGGCGCCGGAGCCGCCGGCGGAGCCGGCGGAGCCGGAGGCGCCGACGGAACCACGUGGUGCACCAGAGCUGGAGGAGCCGCCGGAGGCGCCACCAGGGGGUGGGGGACACGCGGAAUUCGAUUUCUAUUGGCUCGGGCUGCUUCAGAAUCGCAUGGCUCGACUCGUGCUCUGGCUCGCGCCGCUCGCGUGCGCCUACGAAGUGACGGUCGUGAACAGAAGUCUCGCCGGCGGCCCGCUGCUCUCCUUCGCGGAAAACACCUCGUGGGCACCCUACAUCCUGAACCCAUCGUGGCUGCCCCUCGCGGACAGCCCCGGCGGCGGCCUCUUCUUCCGCGUCAUCACGGCGCCGAACACUUCCAGCUACAACGCCGUCGGUUUCAUUCCCGCGUCCGACGGGGCGGGCCUGGCGUACCCGCGCGCGACCGUCGACCACCUGCUCGACGACGCCGGGUCGGUCAACGCGGGCGCGGACCCGCGCGCGGGCUGGAGCGACGACGAGUCCUUCUUCACGUACCAGCUCGCCACGGACAGCUACCCCGGCCGCCACACGUUCCUGAGCCGCACCACCACGCCCGACGACGCCGGCAGCUGGCGGCGCGUCGCCGGCGGGCCCAUGUUCCUCGGCCUGAAGAACGCCGACGGGUCGCCCUUCCUCGAGGCGGCGGCGCUGGCGACCUGCGACGGCGCGCAGACCUGGACGCUGGGGACCGACGGCCGCAUCGCGGGCGCCGACGGGUACUGCCUGUCGCUGAGCGGCAGCCCGGACGCGUCGCGGCCCGUCGGCCGCGUCGCCUGCGGCGCCGCGUCGGCGUGGACCUUCGACGCCGCGACGAAGCAGCUGCGCGUCCAAGGCACGAAUCAGUGCCUCGACGUCGACCACGGCGUGGGGCCGAAGGUCGGCCUCUACGCGUGCCACGCGCCGGGCGACGAGGACGUCGGCCACCAGCGCUGGUCCUUCGACGGCGGCGCGCUAAAGGCGCUCUCGGCGGCGAACGGGACGAACUGCGUCGCCGUCGAGGAGACGCUGGCCAACGACUGCGGCACGGCCGUCUUCUUCCCCGACGCGUCGUCGUCGACGAAGGCCUACGCCGUCGCGACCUUCGGCGAGCUCCGCGGCGCGAACCUGUCGUUGGUGUCGUCGGACGACCUCGCGUCGUGGACCUACGAGCGGCCGUUGCUGGAGACGCGCCCGGAUUCCUGGGACGACGCGACGCUGUCGGCGGGCCCGGCGCCCCAGCGGCUCUCCGACGGCAGCUGGCUGUUGCUGUACAACGUGGACCAGCUCUGGCCCGUCGACGAUCCCGCGCCGCUGCCGUGGUUCGGCCGCUGCGCGCUCGGCUGGGCCAUCCUCGACGGCGACGACUUCGCCGUGCUCGCGCGCGCGCCCGAGCCCCUCGUCUACGCGGCGCUGCCCUGGGAGCUCGCGGGCUUCACGGACCGGGUCGUCUACUCCGACGGCGUCAGGCCGGAGGGCGGCGACGUCUUCACGGUCUACGCCGGCGCCGGCGACGCCGUCGUCGAGGCGUUCCGCAUCGAGGUCGCGGUCUAA
Molecule: messenger RNA, 4014 nt
Organism: Aureococcus anophagefferens
Lineage: Eukaryota; Pelagophyceae; Pelagomonadales; Pelagomonadaceae
Exons: 4
Coding region: 1-4014 (1337 amino acids)
Cellular component (GO): plasma membrane
Molecular function (GO): calcium-activated cation channel activity
Source: RefSeq, a predicted model, not a curated record